AUGACUGCGAUAUCCGCUCCCCCACCUGUUCACUCAGCCCUAGAUGCCAUCGGCAACACACCAUGCGUACGACUGCGUAGUGUUGUACCGGAAGGUAGCGCCGACGUGUAUUUGAAGCUUGAGUCUCUCAACCCCACGGGCUCCUACAAAGAUCGCCUGGCCAGAGCCAUAGUUGAAGAGGCAGAGCGCCGAGGAGACUUGAAGCCAGGCUCGACUAUAGUCGAAGCCACCGGCGGUAGCACGGGGUCUUCUCUGGCCUUUGUAUGCACCUUGAAGGGGUACGGGUUCCAUGCCGUCUGCUCGGAUGUCUUCGCCAAAGAGAAAUUGCGCACGAUGGCUGCUUUCGGGGCUUUUGUCGAUAUCGUCCACAGUCCCACCGGAAAGAUUACGCCAGAUUUGUUUCCGUCUAUGGUCAAGAAGGCGAAGACAAUCGUCGAAGAAAACGAGGGGUACUACGCCGCAGACCAGUUCAAGAACAAGGACUGUAUGGCGGGUUACAAGACUCUUGGAGACGAAUUGGUCCAGCAGUUUCCACAAGGAAUUGAUGCCUUCUGCGGUGCCAUUGGCGGCGCUGGCAUGGUGAUGGGAGUUGCAAAGGUGCUUAAAGGUGUGCGUGCCGAUACAAAGAUUAUCACGCUUGAGCCUGCAUCAUCGCCUGUUGUUGCCAAGGGACACGGAGGUGUCCAUGGAAUUGAAGGUAUCAGCCCCGGAUUUGUUCCCCCAUUGCUUGACGACACCUUAUACGACGAAGCACGAGCGUAUCCGGAGGAUGAGGCGCGGGCCAUGUGCCGUAGACUUGCAAAGGAAGAGGGACUUUUGACGGGAACUUCAACAGGACUUAAUGUUGUUGGAGCUCUAUCCUUGGCUAAGGAACUUGGCCCUGGCAAAGUGGUUGUCACGGUGGCUUGUGAUACGGGUCUCAAGUACACGAGCGGCACUCUGUAUGAAUAG
Colletotrichum abscissum is the source of this 951-nucleotide messenger RNA. RefSeq lists its product as uncharacterized. Gene Ontology annotation, cellular component: cytoplasm. The record is from RefSeq and is a predicted model, not a curated record. The coding region runs from base 1 to 951 and encodes 316 amino acids. Lineage: Eukaryota; Fungi; Ascomycota; Sordariomycetes; Glomerellales; Glomerellaceae. Gene Ontology annotation, biological process: L-cysteine biosynthetic process. The transcript has a single exon.